Iphiclides podalirius (scarce swallowtail) is the source of this 699-nucleotide messenger RNA. The record is from the annotation of a GenBank genome assembly. NCBI's taxonomy places the organism in Eukaryota, Metazoa, Arthropoda, Insecta, Lepidoptera, Papilionidae.
AUGGAGGAUAAUCGGAACAAGUCCGGAAAGGCAAAUAAAAGGAAAAUGAAGGGCGAGGAACGCAGAAAUUAUGACUCUUCACGCUUCAAGGAGUCUUAUAUGAAAGUUAUAAAGGAUAAUUGUGACCUACAGUCACAGAAUAUUGAAUCUUCCACUGAUAAUGCCCAAGCUUCUGCUGUCAAUCGUGAAACUGCGUCACCUUCAGUUUUCUCUUUACUUUCCGUUCCUGAGGUACCACAGUCUUCUUCUUUUAGUACCCGACGAGCUAAGCGGAAUCCACAGGCCCGAUAUUUAACACCUCAAAGCACGAACAACAUGGACAGUCCUGAAGAAAACAUCGUCGCCAUAUCAAACGAAACCACAGUCGCCGUUACCAGUGAGGAGACCGUUACCUCGAUUCGUGUCCCCUCUGCUUCUCUAACUCCUGGACCUUCAACUGAAAGCAACCUGAAGCGUAAACUACCAAGAGUCAAGGUAGAGAAAACACCAAAAUCAAAUAAAAGUACGAUGUGUGACUAUUGCGGUGUUCACUACUCCCAAGAUGUGGCACUUAGGAACGGAGCUGUAUGGGUAGAGUGUAUGAGCUGCGGCAAAUGGUACCACCAAGAAUGUACUGGCACAGAGUCGCCACAGUUCCUGUGUGAUAAUUGUGAUAAAGUAGACUUUUCAGGCACUGAUGACAGAGAUUGGGCACCUGAA